UGAUCAUCGAUUCCCAUAAUUAAAAACUGUCCACCAUCUUGAACCACGCAACUUCUUCUGUCUCUUCGUUUUCGCUUCUGCUCCUGCCAGCCCUUCUUCGACGUCGGCCACAGCGAUACCAGGCGACACCUUUAAUCGAGGCUAAUUCUUUAAGGGCUAGGCUCAAGGCUAGGCUGAGCCAUUGUUAUUUCCACUUAGACGUUGGCUCUACUCUCUACUGAGGCUUGCUCGAGCCGCCGUGUUCAUGAUUCACUAGUUCGCUGGUGAUUCCAUACCUCUCGACGACUACCAGACAUGACUACGCCAAUGACGAACACAAGCCAUUGUUUACCCGCCAUACCAUCCCUCCCACCAAUUCAGAUGCCCGGCGACACCGAUAAAAAUACUUACCUUGACCUGGGACAUGAUCCAAUUGCACCUGUGUCUGCAUCGUCCACAUCCCCCAAGGCUUCUUUUUCCUCUACUUCAUCUACUCUUGUUGUUCCUCGUAACACUCCUUUCGAUACAGGCUGCUCUGGAUUUUCAUUCUCGACUUCAACCGACCCUUCGUCCCAAUCCUUGCGCAAAUCAGUCUCUGUUGACUCAUUUGUUGGUUACGAUAGGGAAACGUCACAGAGAACAAGCGGUUCACGAGCGAAUAGAGGCACCACUUACUCCACUUUCGAGGCAUCUAGGACACAUAAACAGGACGGUCUAUUGCACAGCGAGCCCAUUCUUUCUCAACCGUCUAUUCGCAGUCGCGGUGCGAGUGUGAGUACGAUGAGUCGGAGUCAUGUUUCCGGAAUAGAGCACGAGCGGGAGGCCGAGAUUUUGCAGCGGCGGAAGCGACCAAGUGAAGGCAGACGGGGCUCUGUGAAGGGCAAAGAUCACCCUCGAACAGCUCCCCGUCCAGGCGAUCUAAAUCUCCCUCCACGCAUGCCGGUUCAGGCUAUUGACGAUACCCGCCGCUUGCAUUCAACAACAUCGCUCAGUUCACUGUCUGUAUGUAAUCCUGCGCUAGCCAGUCUUACGUCAGGGCGCGCAAGGAGUGACAGCCUUGGCUUGCCAACCACUACCGCUUCAGGUAGAAAUCUAUCGAUUGAUACUCUUCAGCCCUCUUUUUUGUCCAAAGAGAUAGCCAUCGCAGUAGUCGGGUUUUCCGGUUGUGGCAAGUCGACAUUCAUCUCGGAGGACGCUAAAGCACACGGGGCAUCGGAUGUUGAGGCACUAUUUGCGUCGCCGGGAACUUUUCCUCCCACUCCUUUCCGUUACACACGUCGCUUUGACCGGGCGAUACCACGCGAUUUUUCAAUGGUAAUCUAUGAGUUAGACAUUGAAAAGGUCCUGCCCGAAAAUCUUCCACCUGUCAGUGGGGUUGUCGUGUGUUACGAUGCUGCCAACAAGGCUUCAUUUUCUCCUGUGGAAGAGUUCAUCCGGCGGAUACAACCGUUGAAGCUUUCAACCAUAGCGGUGGCCUUGAAGACAGACUUGGAUGUCGUUGUCGAUCCGCAGGAGUCUUUGAACUUGUUGAAAAAUUACCAUGUUGGUCUAGUGCAGGUUGAUCACUUGGGAGAAGCAGAAAGGGCUAGGAUAAAGAAAGUGUUCAAUUGGUUGACGUUAUCUAUUUUGCCAGGUCCUCAUGCUGAUCUCCGAAAUCCCGCAUCACCAGAUGCUCGCCACUCACCAAUUACUUGGGAAGCCCGAGCAUCAGUAUCAUCAACUACAUCCACCGUUUCUUCUUCCACAGCUUCUACGCAAACCAUGUCCCAAGACCAGGGUGGCUCGUUGCGACACUCACCCACUUCUACACUCCCAUCAUCUCCACCGCCAAUCGCCAUCUCUCCAACACGCGCCCGGUCAACUCCAGAUCUCCUCUCGACCCAUGAGAUGUCAAAAUCACGAGAGUCGUCUGAGCGAAAGUUAUCGAAUGCUCGCAGUGUCACAAGCUUUGUUGGGUCAUCAAGCGUAAAUUCCUCGUCGUUCGGCUCCUUCAUUUCUGGGAGAGAUCUUUCAUUAAGUGUUACUGAGAACGGUCAUUUUGAUCACCCUGCGAGCAAGGAGAAGGAACCUCGCUCAGGACAAUACGCAACCCUGGAGGAAUUACUUGAUAAAUUAUUAUUUCUUGCUGUCAGCGGUGAUGAUCCAACAUUUAUCUCGCAUUUCCUUCUUACAUAUCGAAGAUUUGCAAGUCCUCGCAGUAUUCUGUUGGCUAUGCAGAAGCGAAUGCGACAACUCGACAAUUCAACUGGCGAUCCGAUGUUUGCGAGCUACGCACAGAUGAGAAUAUGCCACCUACUUGAAACCUGGAUCCAGACGUAUCCACAAGACUUCGCUGUUCCGGGGGCCCCUGGCGCCUUACACGCCCUGGUGAGGUCGAUCGUCGGGAAGACAUACCUCCUACAUUACGGUUCCGAUUUCCUCCCUUUCCUCUCACAUCUUCCCAACAUCAUAGAUACGGAUGCGGCCUGGGCGCUCAAGUCCGAAAAUCCUGUGGAUGAGAGCGAGGAUCCAUACAGCAUAUCAGAUGGAGAGGAGGAACCACUGGUUGUUGAGACUGAACCAUCCUCUACGAGCCGUUCGUCGGUGGCUCGCUCGAACGACAACCUCCCCAGUGCAGCGAGCGUCAGGGAACGCAAGUCAAGCUUGCCGCUUAGCGCGAAGAUAUUUAUACCAGUGAAUUCGAGUCACGGCCAAGGAGAUGUUCAAGAUAUGUCUUCGAAGGAUCUCCUGAUCAAGCUAAGGAGUAAUGCCCAGACUCUGGCUAGCUUUGAUUGCUCCGCGAUCGCGGAAGAGAUCACGCGAGUGGAAGCGAAGCUAUUCAUGGAUAUCGAGCCACGGCACUGGUUGCAAUAUACCCUCAUGCCCGGACGCAAAGACCCUGAGUUGGACUCAAUAUCUCGAUUCAAUGCUAUCUCCAAUCACCUUGCCGAUUGGGUGGUAUCCCUCAUACUAUGUCACGAUAAACCGAGGAACCGCGCAAGGCAGAUAGAGCGAUUCGUGGAUAUCGCGCACGAGCUCCGCGCAUUAAACAAUUACUCAGCGCUGCGUGCUUUCGUCGCUGGAAUCAAUAGCUCCACUUUCCAGGGCGAUGAAACCAUGGAGAUUUUCAAAAACAAGACUCCAGAUCACUACAAGAAUCUCUUGUCUUGGGAUGUUCUUCUUCAACAUCGCGGAGCUCAUCAGGCUUAUCGCAUGGCGCUCAAAAACACCAAAGGCGCUUGUAUACCAGCGCUGGAAGUCCAUAUGUCCGACCUGAUCCGUGCCCACGAAGGAAACCCCAAUGUCAAUCUGGAUGAUCCUACAAAAAUUCAUUGGGGAAAAUUUAAUAUGUUUGGUCGGUUUAUUCAAACCACCACCCACUGCCAGAUACAGUGCCAAACAAAUCCGGAUUAUUGCUUACCAUCGCGAGAUCGAAUACUGAAGGUCAUAUUUAACGAAUAUGUCAUGUCGGAAGAUAUGCAAACAUCUCGAAUGGCACCUCUUCCAGACUCAGAUUUAGUUGAAGAACCCUUCCGCUCCACGCUGCCUCGAACAAUGUCACGCGAACAUUCAACAUCCUCCCAGAGAGACACAACAAUUCUUCGCAGAAUACUGCAACGGUGAAAACAGCCCCCAGCAUGUAUCAGGAUUAUCCUUUUUGUAUCUGCAGUUUGUUUCUAUUCAUCUGUCGCUCUCAGAGAUCCCAUUUGUUUGAUACCCCGUCCCUGUACGUAUCAUAUUUGUUGUUAUUCGGCAAAUGUACCCUUUCAUGUUCAAGUUACGUCGCUACUUCACACUCAUCCCAUAGGCACAGUAGUAAAUCUUAGCAUCCAUCGAACCAGUCGAAGAAUAUGUUGCACCUAUGACCAAUUGAUAUGUGUAAUGCUCUGCAGUCAAACUGCUGCAAAAUUUUGGAUCGA
Messenger RNA from Suillus plorans, 3878 nucleotides. Its product is annotated as ras guanine nucleotide exchange factor domain-containing protein. Lineage: Eukaryota; Fungi; Basidiomycota; Agaricomycetes; Boletales; Suillaceae. Bases 295 to 3582 code for a protein of 1095 amino acids. Gene Ontology annotation, biological process: positive regulation of GTPase activity; Ras protein signal transduction. Gene Ontology annotation, molecular function: guanyl-nucleotide exchange factor activity. The record is from RefSeq and is a predicted model, not a curated record. The transcript is spliced from 12 exons. Gene Ontology annotation, cellular component: plasma membrane.